Molecule: messenger RNA, 7293 nt
Organism: Diachasmimorpha longicaudata
Lineage: Eukaryota; Metazoa; Arthropoda; Insecta; Hymenoptera; Braconidae
Product: leucine-rich repeats and immunoglobulin-like domains protein 3
Exons: 2
Coding region: 449-2209 (586 amino acids)
Molecular function (GO): protein binding
Source: RefSeq, a predicted model, not a curated record
UCGUCUCUCGCCACCGUAACAACUGACGAAUCAGUGCGGUUCGGUGUGCCCUCCAGUCAACGAUAACUUACGCACUCGUUGUGUAUUCUUUCUCUAUUCUCCAUCUGUAUUUUUCCCCUUCUUUCACCUCAACAAUAUUUUUCGUGAGACAAAGACUUCGGGAUUUUUAAUGGAGAAGGGAAUGAUAAUAUCUGGAUUUUGUUAAAUUUAAAGGUGAGAGAAAACAACAGUAAGUGAUUGUGGGAACAUGUGGUUUAUUUAUUAUUAAUUAAAAUGGUGAAUUGAAGGAUAAUAAGGAGGGGAAAUAGUGUGGGAUGUGUUGCUCCGGUUACUGUUCACAUUGAACGUAAAUAUUUGGAGAAGUAACAUCAUCGUCGAUGUUGACGAGGCAGCAACUGAGUGACACUCGAUAUCGGCCGGUGAAUGCAAAGGUAGUUGUUCAUAUGGAAUGGCACCAGUUAUCAUUUUAUUCGUCAUCACUCUCACUACGGUCAUCAGUAGUGACCUAUGCCCAGCCAGCUGUCGCUGUGAGGACGAACAUUUGCGUGCAUCCUGUGUCUUCGCCAGUUUGGACGUUGUGCCGUAUCAGCUGAACCCUGAAAUUCACCAUCUGGAUCUGUCCAACAAUCGCAUUGCCUCCCUUCAACAUGAAGUUGGACUCUACAAUAAUCUCGUGAGCUUAGACUUAUCGUCAAACAUCAUCCAUACACUGGGCUACGAGAAUUUUCAAUGGUUAGAGAAUCUCAUCACACUAAAUGUCAGUAACAAUGCCGUCCGGAAUAUCACAAAAAAAUCCCUGAAGGGUUUAAUCUCACUGAGAAAUCUUGAUCUCAGUAACAACAACAUUACGGAUCUUGAGGAACAGUCAUUUCACUCUACCAAUAAACUCGAGUAUCUUAAUCUCAGUGGUAAUUCACUGAUGAGUUUGCCUGAAGGAUUAUUGAAUAAUCUUCCAUCAAUAAUCAUCCUUGAUUUAUCAAGAAAUUCACUUUUGGAAAUGCCAUCAAGUAAUCUCCUCUUAACUCCAACUUUAAUAAACCUAAAUUUGGCAAACAAUCUCAUCGAAACAAUUCCCCCUGACUCCCUGAGUACCCUAUCCUCCCUAAAACACCUAAAUCUCGCCAACAAUCUAAUAAAAAGCAUCGCCGAUAAUGCAUUUCAACGAUUGAAAAUUCUCACUUACCUCAACCUCGAAGAAAAUCGUUUAUCGGAAAUACCAACUCCAGCAUUAUCGAAUCUCAAUGUUUUAUCCAUUCUCAUCCUAUCCAAGAAUCGUUUAGUCGCAUUGGAAUCAUUGGCAUUUAGAAAAUUACUGGAGCUCCAAUAUUUGGAUCUUCGUGGCUGCCGAAUCAGGACAAUAGACGGACGUGCAUUUACCGACAAUGUGAAUCUAGAAACAAUUUAUCUAGAUGGUAAUCGUGAACUCGAGGAGUUACCCCCAAAAGUACUCUACGGAAGUUAUCAAAAUCUUCGUACUGUAUCACUCCGUCACUGCAGCCUGUCAACACUUCAACCAACACAAUUUCCACUUGAUCAUUUAACGACAUUCAGAGUUGGUGGUAAUCCUCUGGUCUGUAAUUGCUCUGUCCAGUGGUUGUGGAAUGUCAUUCACACAGAUGGACACAGAAAUGUGAGCCAUCUGAAUGUAGAUAGCAGUGAUAUUCUCUGCGCUGAUGAAGAAUUUUACAGUAAACCUUUGAUAGCACUGUCUGAAGGUGCUCUGAAAUGCCGAAUGAGCUCUUUAUACCUGAGUUUAUCCGCUGUUGGUUGUCUUGUUGCAACUGGAACAAUUCUCGGUCUCAUAGCAUACGUUACACGAGGCAAACGACAAAAACGUCCAUCCUACUCACCACCAAACAGACCCGAACUUCUUGUUUAUGUUGAGCCAAAUAAUGAUACAGCCAAGAAUCAGCCAAGACUCAUACCAAGAAAGGAGGAGGAUCUUUAUGAUAUACCUCAUGGCAAGACCAACGGAAUAGCUGAGGGCUUCUACGAGGCGCCAUAUUGCAAUCGCAACAACUCCAUUGAGGGUGUAUAUGCUGUUGCGGAUGUGACAGACCUCAGGGAUGCACCACCGGAAGAGCUUGGUCUCUAUCGUAUGCACAGCCCAAAACCAUCACGGACACGACGGUUACCCGUAUCCAAUGGCGAUUACAACUACGAUUAUGAGUAUCGACCAUCUCAGAAACCUCACGUAGUUUUCGUUUGAAUGGAUGAAAACCGCUUUACGUCCCUUUUGCGACUUGGUGUAUAAAACGUUAAUGUUUCGGCUUUUGUGUGACGGAGUUUAACAACUUCGUGAUGUGCUCGGUGCCUUAAAAGGGUUUCCCCUCCUCUCUCUCUCUCUCUCUGUAUAUCUUUCUCUCUUUCUCUCACACAUACAGACUUUGAAGAUUCUACGGUUAUUCUGUGAACAUCCCUUGUUUCCUCUUCGUGGGGUGGAAAUUCAAAGGUGACUUGAUGAAAAUAGGAGAGUCACUGUUUAGUCAGCUCUUUGCUCAUUAUGAUGAAUUAAUUGUCUUGUGGGGAACAAUAUCUGUACGAUUUUUUCUUCAACUUUUCAUUGAGGGAAAGAUAUUUUGGUCUGCAAAGUUUUUCAUUAAAAAAGCCAUUUAAUUAUAUAAUUAUUAAACUUUCUACUUUCGUAUGGAUUUCUCAGAUACUGGAAAACGUCUGAGUAAAAUAGAAAUUCAUCUGAAUUUCAAUUUGUGAUUGAACCUUCGACGAUUGUUCAUAUCAUUCAGAGUUAAUAUUUGUUUGACAAAAGGUGUACAAAAGGUGUGUGAAAAAUACAAAAAAUUUCUAAUUAUUUUCGCAAAUGUCAAUAGAACUAGUAAGUUAACAGGAAAAUGCCGGGAGCUUGGUGUUCAGAACUUAUAAAGUUCUGUAGAAAAACAGGUACUAAUGAAUUUCUCUAAAGCUUUUUCUUCUCAAGAUAGUUCUCAAAUGCUCUCUAUAAUCGAUUUACGGAGCACAAUGAACUCAAUAAAUUGCAUUCUUUGUGCUUUGGAAUGAAAUGGAAUUCAUUAGACUCGUAUCGUUGCUUCGGAAAAUAUUAAAAAUUCACCGAUAUCUAUUGUUCCAUUGUAAGAAAUGAACAUUGGAGAAUAGUAGUGAAAGGCUCUCGCAGACAAAAAUUAUUUCCCUCAAUUCAAGUUUAUUAGUUAUUAAUAUAAAAAAAAUACUUUUUGUACAUUCAUUCUUCCGUUAAGUGUCAUCUGAACACUUCAACAAAAUGUUAAACACAAAAAAAAAUUAAAGAAGAAUUGUCGAAUAAUUCUACGUGCCAAUCAGUGUAAUAUUACGUUACCAUAACGAAUUUAAUCAUUAAUGCGGGUAAACAAAUGGCAAAUGGAAGUUGUUCUUUGCAGAGCGAAAAUAUGGCAUUUGAACAUACAAAAAAAUAUCUAGAAAAAACCAUUGCAGAGCGAGCAAUAAGCGAUCAUAACUUUAAUUACGAUUUAAACAAUAAAAAUUUGUGAAUCAGUAGAGAUCAUUAGCGCAGAAAUAACUGUAUACGCAAUUUUGAAAUAAUGCAGAGUGAAACGUAUGUCUUCCGCAGAUGAACAUGAAGUCUUAAUUUUCCUACGUAAAUGAAAGAAGAAAAAAAUUCUCUUUUAAUUUGUGUGUGUAAAUAAAAUCAGCUAAAUUUGUCGGAGUGAAAUCAAAUUUUCCGUGAGAAAAUGCCGAGAAUUUGAUGGAAUAGUUAAUUGUGUCGGCAAAUCAAUGAAGAUGAGCGGAAGUAAACGAUGUAAUCAAUUUAAAAAACAAAUUAAUUGCUUUUAUUUGGUCCAACACUCCGGUCAUUGACACUUGAAAAAAAAAAGAAUAAAUGAAAAUAAGGGAAAUGUAACAAAUGGAAAAGCGUGAAAGUGAUUGGUCGAUUAAAAUCCUUCGUCCGGCAAUUGCAGAGUUAACUUUUUAGCCAUCCUCCCUGUCUACCCCAACCCCUAGCCGAUCCCUCGAAAAAAAGAAAUAAAUAAAGAAGGAGAUAAAAUGUAUAGAUAUAUUUGCGUGAAAGGAGCGUGAAAAUCCGUAACAUCGGAGUGAGCGGACAAACGACCCGUAACCUAUUCUCCGGAAGUAAAGCUCUCAGGAUACGAAACAGAGCGAAACAACACUGGGGAAUGAGGGAGGAACCUGUACCUUCAUCUACGUUCCCUUCUAACGAAUCGAUGCACAAACGUUAACAUAAAUGUCCAAUUUUCUCCAUGAGGUUGCAAUGAAAAGCAAUAAUAUUUUUUUUUUCGGUCGUUAUGUUACGUUGUUUCGGUCUUGUUAGGGUAUGCGAUGAUGACCUUGAAUGGGUAGAUCACAGCAUUGGAUCCGGUCGAAUUUUUGCACUGGAGACCUCGCAUGGUUGAGAAUUAAUUCACCCACUGCGCCAAGUCACCGGAAUAGCAAUAAUAAUGCUGAUUAAAAUUAGCUGUAAAUUUGCAAAAAUUGUAGAAGUGAGGGUGAUUAUUGAUUGGUUGUUGAUUCGUGAGAAAGGGAUGGAUUGAGGUAUUACUAAUAUCUCCGAGUAGAACAGCUCUACCGAAAAAUUCAACUGAAUUUUAUACGGCAAUGGUUUGUACCGCGAUAAUUAUAAAACGUUAAUCAGUGGGUCCAUGCCCCAUUGACCGUAAUUGAAUCGUUUUGUGAUUUGAUGAAGAAUUUUGGUAAUGACAUUGUUUCCCGAGAUAUUUGUUAAUUUGUGUGAAAUUCCAUGCGAAAUGAGCCCGUCAUUGACUUUUAUUCUCUUGAAAAAUUAUUUCAAUGUUUUUAAUGCUUCUAAUGUUUGAAUCUUGAUUUUUUUGUACUUUGAGACCAAAAUUGAAUAGAAAUUCAAUGAGUUACGAAGAAGCAAAAAAUACGAACGGAAAAUUUUGGAAAAAAUUGAAAUGUUUAUUUUGUAGCUCGUUAAUUGUAAAAAGACAUCAAGACGACUUUCUAAGAGGAUGAGGGCCAAUUGUCCUCUCAUUAACCACAGAAAUCUCCCGUAUCUUUCCAUCCCUCUCUCACAAAAUUAGAAUCAUUGAUAACUCUGAUAUAAUUGUAAUUAUAUAAAUAAUACAAUAAGCAUAGAUAUAUCGAUAUAUUUAUUUAUUAAUUUAUCAUGUUAUGUUUGGAAUAAUGUUACGUUUUUGAAACUAUUGAAAUGAUAAUACUGAAUCAAAUUGAAAUGAAAAAAAACUAAUUGUAUAAAUGUAAAACAAUUUCUUUUUAUUUCUGUAAUCUAAACAGAAUUGAAAUGGCACUGUCCCAAUUUGAGGGCAUUCGACUCAAUCAAUUUUAUUCACUCACCGCCUUGAAUCACCACUGUUGGAGAGAGUGGGGUUUAGCUGUAUGAAUAAAAAAUUGGCAGUAUAAGGGUGCGUAAUAAUAGAAUUCACGAUGGAUUGAAAUCGGGGUCGAGUAUACCUUCUAUGCAGUCUUUUUUGUAUGAAAAAAUGUCAGUCUCUGAAUUGUAGAUCCCGUCAUUCUUUCCCAGCUGACAUCCGUUACUCAAUUUAGCCUGUAAAAUGUGGAAAAAAAAAUACAUUGUGAAAGAUUAAUUCCCAGAGGUGAUGACACUAGUGUCUCAACUAAUGCUUUUCGAUACUCGAACAAGCACUUGUAUGUUCUCAAAACAUGUAUAAAAAAAUUAAUGAUAUUAUAGUUUACGAGUUGAAAAAAACAGGAACAUGAAAUCAAAGCUUCGUCAGUAAUGGUCCAUUUAUAACUGAAACCCCCCCUCUGGACCCCAACCCAUUCCACCACCAAUGAUGAGUCCUAUUUUUGUUUGUGAAUCUCUGUCACAUUUUUCUCCCCCUCAGCCAUUUCCUCUGUAUUCCUCGGAGGCCCACACGUGUUCUCACGCGUUACAACUGUACAAAAAAAAGAAAAGUGUCCCACAGGUCGAUACGCCCUGUAUUCGUGUCUAUCUGCCAGUCUGACUGUCUCGUGCCGUCUCUUUUUUGAACUUGAUACAACCCUCACCCCUCAGCCCCCGCCUCCCUAACUCGUCUGUGCGUCGUUUUUUUGUUCGUGGUCUGCACACUUUUUUCGCUUUCUUUUUUCCCCCUUUUUUACGCCUCUCCUCGUUAUCGAAGUUUGUUAGCUGUUUGACAAUGGUCAUCAGUCGUUUUAGAUAUUUUUUUGUUGUUGGACGGACCACUUUUCUUCAUCAUGUCACUAGAGUUUGGGACCAACUGUCCACGCAAUUUUUUUCCUUUGGGGCAAUUUUAAAGUUCAAGUGGAUGGCAAAAUUGAUGGGAUAAUUAUGAAAUUAAAUAAUUUUCUGUUUUUGUUAACUGUGUAGCCAAAUUUGAGAUCAGGAGAUCGAAAUAUUUCAAGUAAACUUACGAUUUUGUUGGAGAUCUCCACGAAAAUCGGAAUUUCCAAUGUCAAAAUAUAGAUAUCCGCAAUAAAUACUUAACAGUAUAUGUCGUACUAUAAAAAUUGAGUAUUUGAUGACUCGAAUUAUUUUUCCAGAGAGAAUUUUUCUUGCGAAAGAGUUAUUUCUCGCUGAGUUCCCCAGGUGCAUCCAGUUGUGCUUGAAAAAUAAUUUAAAAACUAAUAAAAAAUUAGUUUGUCAUUUUUUAAUGCUUCUGGCACAUGCUAUCGAAGUUUGUUAGCUAUUUGUUUGACAACGGUCAUUAGUUUUUUUUUUCAAUUAUUUUUUUGCCGUCCAACUGACCGGUUUUCUUCAUUAUGUCAUUCCACUGUGGGACCAACAGUCCGCGCCUUUUUCUGAUUUUUUUUUCAACUUAAAAUUUUAAUUGAAUGGAAACCUUUUUCCAAGGAAAAAAAAGUUUGCUGUUUUUUUUCUGCUGAAUCACUAAAACUUGUUAAUUAAUUCAGUAGCAGUGAAAAAUGCUGGCGGGAGAGUCGAUUCAAUAAUCGUCGUUGAUUACGUUACUUUUCAAUUUCGCGGUAAAGUUGAUCAGCCCCAGCUCCCCCACCCAUUAACACCAACCCCCGGGAACCAAUGAUAUAUAAUCGAUUUUUUUUUCUUGUUUUCCUUCUACCAAUUAUGAGUGAGAAUUUACUUUGUGAAAAUGGUAGAAAUAAUGAAACAAUGCAUUGUUUAUCAAUUUUGUUAAUAUGUAAAUUUACUUAUGAUGACAAGUGAAAAUAACAACGAGUGGAUAAUUUUCAAAUUCCUAAAAUUAACUAGUUAAUAAUGAAAUUAAGUCAACAAUAAAACUUAAUUAUGUAAUGGCUGGACUCGUGCGUAAGAUAUAAUAAAUAACAUUUCUUACAAUUGCUGACAAAAUGGUUUUGAACUUGUAAUAAAAUUAUAUUAUAUAUUAAAUUAUCUCUUUCUUA